Molecule: messenger RNA, 1716 nt
Organism: Phascolarctos cinereus (koala)
Lineage: Eukaryota; Metazoa; Chordata; Mammalia; Diprotodontia; Phascolarctidae
Source: RefSeq, a predicted model, not a curated record
GGGAACGUGGGAGGGGAGAGGAGCCGGGGCGGAGCCUGGCUGGGCGGGGCUCCCUUUUCCUGCCCCGCGGGGAGCAGAGCUCAGUCCUUGUUCUGUGCUUGCAGGUCCCAGGCCAGCCUCCUGCCUGGGAAGAACAGGGAAAGACCUCUGCCCUUCUGGGAUCCUUCUCCCUCUCCAGCUCAGCCUGCAGAGGACCAAGACCCGUCCCAGCAGGGAGCCUGGAGCCAGAGGGAAUGGCCCCUGGGAGCCUCAGACCCCAAGCCCAGGAGUUGGUGACAUACAAGGAUGUGGCUGUGGACUUCACCCCAGAGGAGUGGGGUCUGUUGGACCAUGCUCAGAAAGAGCUGUACAAGACUGUCAUGCUGGAGAAUGCUCAGACCUUGCUCUCCCUGGGACUUCCAGUUCCCAGAGAAGAUUUGAUCUCCCAUUUUGAGCAAGGAGGCCUGAGGAACUGCUGUCCAGAUACAGAGAACAGACUAGAUGUGAAGGAGAUGAGUGCACAUCUGAAAGUGACCCCAUGGAACAACUAUUCUCAAUAUAGUGAAUACAGGGCUGGUCUUGCUACACAUGAGACAACCCAUACUGGAAAGGGCCAUUAUGAUUGCAAUCAACAUGAAAAAGCUUUCAGAAAGAGUUCCAAUGUUGCUAAAGGCAAGAGAAUCCACACUGGAGAGAAACUUUAUGAAUGUCCUGAAUGUGGUAAGUCUUUUAGUAUACAGUCUUCCCUUAUUGUACAUCAAAGAAUUCACAGUGGAGAGAAAUCUUUUGAAUGUAAUCAAUGUGGAAAAACUUUCAGAAAGAGCUCCAAUCUUGCUGUACAUAAAAGAAUCCACACUGGAGAGAAACCUUAUGAAUGUAAUCAGUGUGGAAAGGCUUUCUCACGGAGGGCCCAUCUUACUGCUCAUCACACAAUCCACACUGAAGAGAAACCUCAUGAGUGUCAUGAAUGUGGCAGAGGUUUUAGUGUUCACUCUUCCCUUAUUAAGCAUCAGAGAAUCCACAGUGGAGAGAAACCUUAUGAAUGUAAUCAAUGUGGAACAGCUUUCACAGAUCGAUCCAGUCUUACAUAUCAUCAGAGAAUCCACAGUGGAGAGAAACCUUAUGAAUGCAAGCAAUGUGGAACAGCUUUCACAGAUCGAUCCAGUCUUACAUAUCAUCAGAGAAUCCACAGUGGAGAGAAACCUUAUGAAUGCAAGCAAUGUGGCAAGGCUUUCAGAUGCAGCUCUACUCUUACUCAUCAUCAGAGAAUCCACACUGGCGAGAAACCUUAUGAAUGUAAUCAAUGUGGAAAGGCUUUCAACAGAAACUCCCAUCUUUGUCUACAUCAGCGAAUCCACAGUGGAGAGAAACCUUAUGAAUGUAAUCACUGUGGAAAGAUUUUCAGAUAUAGCAACAGUCUUGCUCUACAUCAAAGAAUCCACACUGGAGAAAAACCUCAUGAAUGUAAUCAUUGUGGAAAGGCUUUCACACAACGCUCAACUCUUCUUAAACAUCAGAGAAUCCACAGUGGAGAGAAACCUUAUGAAUGUCAUCAAUGUGGAAAGGCUUUCACAAAACACUGCCUUCUUAGUCGUCAUAAUAGAAUCCGCACUGGAGGGAAACCUUACGAGUGUCUGGGAUGUGGUAAAACUUUUAAUGUACAUUUUCCCCUUACUAGACAUCAGAGUAUCUAUAUUAAGGGAAAAACCUCACUAAUAUAAUCAAUGUGGAAAAUCA